Chenopodium quinoa (quinoa) is the source of this 1581-nucleotide messenger RNA. Its product is annotated as probable pectate lyase 5. NCBI's taxonomy places the organism in Eukaryota, Viridiplantae, Streptophyta, Magnoliopsida, Caryophyllales, Amaranthaceae. The record is from RefSeq and is a predicted model, not a curated record. Gene Ontology annotation, molecular function: pectate lyase activity. Bases 95 to 1336 code for a protein of 413 amino acids. The transcript has 4 exons.
UAAUUUCAACUAUCUUUUUAACACCUUUAUAAACUCCUCUAAAUUCGUUUAAUUUCCCUCAUAACAACUUUGCUUCUCCUAAUUAAUUCAAUAUAUGAAUAUGCUACUCAUAAUCCUAGCAAAAAAGGCAAUGUAUUUCUUGUUUCUUUUCUUGUUGACUGUCUUUUCUUUUCCCAUGUUUAUUCACUCUUCCCCUGUUUCAGAUCCUGAACUAAUAGUUCAACAAGUACAAGGGACGAUUAAUGCUUCUAGGAGUAGUUUAGCGGCCUCCUCAUGUCGUCGGUCAGGAAAUCCAAUCGAUGAUUGCUGGCGGUGUAACAAGAGCUGGGAUAAAAACCGGCAGCUAUUGGCUGAUUGUGCUAUUGGCUUUGGUAAGAAUGCUGAAGGAGGCAAAAAGGGCAAAGUUUAUGUCGUUAAAGAUGCUAGUGAUGAUGCUGUCAACCCAAAGAAAGGCACAUUGAGAUAUGGGGUUAUACAAGAUGAACCAUUAUGGAUAAUUUUCGUUAUGGAUAUGGUGAUCAAGCUCAAACAGGAGUUGAUGAUCAAUUCCUUCAAGACCAUAGAUGGAAGAGGUGCUAAUGUGCAUAUAGCCGGGGGACCGUGCAUCGUCUUACAAGAGGUUAACAACAUCAUCAUACACGGCAUUCAUAUACAUGAUUGCAAGCGAGGAGGGAAUGCAUAUGUAAGGAGAACUCCAACACAAUAUGGUUGGAGAAGUAAGUCAGAUGGUGAUGGGAUUUCCAUCAUCUCAUCAAAGCAUAUUUGGGUGGAUCAUUGCUCUCUGUCUAGAUGCACUGAUGGCUUGAUCGAUGCCAUUCAUGGCUCCACCGCGAUAACCAUAUCUAACAACUACAUGACAGAUCAUAACAAGGUGAUGCUCUUGGGGCAUAACGAUAAUCAUAAACAGGACAAGAACAUGCAAGUAACAAUAGCCUUCAACCAUUUUGGAGAGGGCUUGGUUCAAAGAAUGCCAAGGUGCAGACAUGGCUAUUUUCAUGUCGUAAAUAAUGACUACACUCAAUGGCAAAUGUACGCCAUUGGAGGCAGUGCAGGACCAACUAUCAACAGCCAAGGCAACAGAUUCCUAGCUCCUGAUAAUCGGUCUAAUAAAGAGGUCACUAAACGGGAGAAUGCAGCAGAAAAGGAAUGGAAGAAAUGGAAUUGGACAUCAGAAGGGGAUUUGUUUCUAAACGGAGCACGAUUUGUAAAAUCCGGAAGUGGAUCAUCCUCACCUUAUGCCAAGGCCAUGAGCUUAAGCGCUCAGCCAGCUUCACAUGUGGCUUCAAUGACAAAGGAAGCAGGUGUGCUCAAAUGCCAGAAAAACAGAAGCUGCUGAUCUAUUUCUGAGCUCAUAUAGGCCAAUUAACCCAUAGUUUUAUUGUUUCAUUUGUUUUUUGUUCUUUAUUUUUCAAUAUAUAUAUUAUAAAUACAAGAAAAUAGACUCAGCUUUCUUCAAUGAAACCUUUCAUAAAGGGAUAAAAACAGGGAUAAAAGUAAUCACAGAUUCACAAAUGUGUUAUUGCUUCAUUACAUAUGUUCAAAUGAUUAUUCUAAAGUGUUAUUAAACAUGAAUUUAAGAAA